Ceutorhynchus assimilis (cabbage seed weevil) is the source of this 597-nucleotide messenger RNA. The record is from the annotation of a GenBank genome assembly. Lineage: Eukaryota; Metazoa; Arthropoda; Insecta; Coleoptera; Curculionidae.
AUGGAAGAAGAUAUCCAGAAAAAACUCGUGAGCCUUUGCAAUUUGUUACCAGUACACGUAGACUUAUGGAAAACAAUUCUGCAAAGCCUCCAGAGUCCUGUAAAGGCCCUUGGCAAUUUUGCAGAACAGCUACAAUUUGUGGAAAAAGCUACAAAUACUUAUAUGGAUGAUUUUGAAGAGCUACAGAGACAAUUAGGGACUAAAAUCUUGGAAAACAUUGAAGAAGAAUUGCAAGCAAUAAAAACCCUAAUGGAAACUUUAGAUAAAUCCAAUCACAAUUUGAAAAAUAAGUUGGCAAUUUUGGAAAAAUCAACCAUUGAUUUGGAUUGGGACAAUGAUUCCUUUAUUACAAAAGGCACCCCAAUUCAGCCACCUUUGAGGCAAAUUUUGCAAAUGGCUUAUGAGUUUUGGCUCUAUUUUUCAAGGGCCUCUAAAACUAUCAAUAGUGAAUUGAAGAAUAUUAAUUUUAGAGAUGAAAAAAGCAUGGAGCAAUUGCAAAAUGCUUUUUCUUUAAGCUUGGAAGUGCAUAAUAAUAGGGAGGUUUAUGGGAUUUUAGCAUUAACUCAAUAUGUUGUAAAUGAAAAAGCUGUAACAUGA